GAUGGCGAAGUUGAAAGAACUUUCGUUCCUCUUUUUAUGUUUCUUAUGCAUAAGCUUUUCGUCAGGUGGCAUGCUGGACGGAGUUUUAGACGACAUCACUACUUGUGUGGACGUUUGUUCAAAUACGUAUUCUCCUCAUACAUACGAAAAGAGUUACCUUGUGGAAAGCUGCAGAAGAGGAUGCAGAUUUUUCUCCAUAAUGGAGCUUAUAUAUGACCAUGAGUGUAGUUUCAAUCUUACACAGAAAGGCUGUAUAUCAUCAUGUGAGGAGGCCUACAACAAGACAGAAGAAUAUGAUGCAUGCUCACUGGGCUGUAAGAGCCAGAUACCCCAGGCCAAAAAACAACAGGAAAUGGCUCAGAUAGACGACCCCAACAUCCAUGUGUUGUACCCUCUUAUGUAUGUACACAGUCUCUACAGUAAUAUGAUAGACAAAGUUUACAAUGGUAUGUCCAUAAGCUGGUCAUUCUACAUGCAGUCAGAUAAUGGAAAGGUGAUAGUGGUGCGUUCAGAGCCACAGCUCUACACAGACCUGGAGGGAGACGAGCUGGACGAUGAGUACAACACAGCUAACUACCUUGAGACCAACAUGCAGCCCUUGGAUAGGUCAGCCACACCAAUGCUGAGGAGCUCACAGAUGCAUCCCCUGCGUAGUGAUCCUGAGUUAGACUUGCGUGAUCCUGAAGCCCAGCGGUCAGGUGACUGGUUAACAUGUGUGUCACGUAAAACUGGCCUUCCUCGCCUCUUCCUUAGCUUACUACUUCUAUCUUGUGCGGUCAUGAUGAUUUGGUUGUGUUUAGCUGCCACGGUCACCGCACCUGAUCAGAGGGUCAAAACUGAAAGUCAGAAAUUAAGUAUCAAUGGAGAUCUGGAAUAUUUGAAAGAGCUGGAGGCUAUGGGUAUCAAGCUGAGUUUUCCACAGGACCAGGAGGCAGGGCCUCUCCCCAUCAAAUUACAGGUGAAUCGUGUUUAAUUACUGUCACACGAACUGCCUCAGAUGUUCAUCAGACACUACACAAACAAGCACUGCUAGCAUCAGUGUCAACCUGUAAAUAUUUAGGAUGCUUAGAACAUUUGAUAAUUGACUAAAUUGUCUUUCAUAUUUGUGUAGGAUCAUUAUGAAUUUUCUUUAUGUCAGGUGGAAGGUGGAUAUAACUCAUCAUUGCUUAUUUUGUCAGUAUUUUGUGGGAAUAACUUGCAAUAAUCAGCCUGGGUUUUGUUUCUUAUGUUAAUAGAAAAAUUAUUAAGAUGCUUUCCAACAUACUUUACUCUUCUAUUAUACUCUAAUUUUAAGUUCUGAUGUAAAAAAGAGAAACUAAAUGGUAAAGAUGCUUCGAGGGGUUGAGUACAGUCUGGGAAGACUCUGAAGACAAGUCCUGUGAUUUUAUGGUGAUGCUUGGAUAGUCGCAGUUAUAACUACCUUGGAUAAAAUACUAAGAAGGAUAUUGAUCUUCUUUCAUUGUCACAGGUGUAAAUUACAGCAAACAGUAUCUCAAAAGGUUAAGAAUUAAAGCUUAAUGCUUUACUAUCUUAUUAAGAUAAUGUGUAUGAUAUAAACCUGAAAAGCUCUUUGAAGGGUUAAUGGACCUUUACAUAUGCUUUAAGGCAUUGUGUUGAGCUUAGAGUUCAGCUCUGAGGUCUGGCCAAGUCUGUUUUGUUUGGUCAGGUUCUAUGUAUUGAGAUAUACAUGGAAUAAUCUUGUACACAGUUUUACCAGAAUCAAAUGUCAGUAAUGAUGAAAUUCAGGUGUGUUAAGAUGAGUAGCUGUCAGGUAUCACCAUGCUGUCUGUUUAGAUUUGUCAUUAGAAAAAUGUCCAGAAUCAGAAUUUUUUCUCCUCAUAGCAAAGCCUAUCAUUUUGUUGUCCUUUUUUCCUCAAGAUGCUUUUAAGUGUAAUUCAUUUUCAAAACAAUACCUAAUUUUUUUUCUAUAUAUCUAUAUAUAUAUACACACACCAGGUAAAAAAACUGUUAUUCAUCAACUAGAAAUUUUCAGAGAUUAAGUGAGAUGAAAAUGUCUUAUUCCACAUGUUAUUUAUUUAUGAGAUGCAUACUCAUUGAUAGUACAUGGGUAACUCUGACAGAGGCUGAAUCUAUGGAUUUUGUUUCCUUAUCCUUUAAUCUCGUGUAAUUAAAAUAUUUCUGUGUGUAACUGUAUGUAUCUUUGUAGAAAUAUAUUCUUUACCUUGUUUAAAGUUGUUGAUUGUUUGAACUGAGUGCUGAUUUAUGAAAGAAUAGAUGUGAAUUUGUGAAUAAUACAUUUUUAAUAUGCAUCUUGAUAAUAUGAAUGACUUUUUUAUGUUCUAAUCAAUAUUCGGGAUAUUUUCUUGUAGAAAAGAUAUUAUGUUGCUUCUUUAUGUCUAGCCUGUUUUGAUGUCGAGUUAUGUAGUUCACGGAGAAUUUGUAUAUAUAUACUGAUGGUUUAUAUUGUCUUGUAAUUUAUGGAUUAAUGACUUUGUAAGGUCUGAUUAAAGCUACAAUAUUUCAAACUUAUUAACUAACCCAAGAGAUCCAACACAAUAUCAUGAACAUUUCCCUUUUUUUCCUAUCUUGUGCCUUACACAUUGCUGGCCAGAUAUAUGGUAGUCAGAAGGAGAUGAAAAAAAAAAUCGUAACAGAGAUAUUGGAAUAACUUGAACAUUUAAUAUUUCAAUUCUUGUUAUAAGGUAGGAAGUCUUGAUGAGAUACCUUUAUCCGUGCAGGUGAGUGGUAUUAUCUGUAAGACGGACAAUAUUUUCAGGACCAUUUUCAUACGAAAAAGCUGUGCUGUGUUUUCAGGCAGAAUCGUUAGACUCAAAAGAGUACUUGAUUGUGAAUAUCUCAUUGACACUGAAGGCUUGACAAACAAGAAGUCAUCUUCUCCAGUUACCAAUCUGACAUAAUGUAAACUGGCGUUCAAAAAAGUUUGGGAAAUAUUGGCAUGUUCUUUUGAUGUCAGAUGGUUUGAUGUUACAUUUGACAAUAAGAUGACACCAUUUUUAAUUGAUCACUCUGUAUGGUAGUGUACCAUUUUAUGCUGUCAUUCGAUACAAAUAGUUUGGAAAACUGUUUUCAUAUACUUGAAAUAUACAUGAAAAAAAUUUGAUGGAAAACCAACUUGUUCAACCUUCACUUCGUUUGCAUACCAACAGGAAAAUUGACAAAUUUCAAUGCAGUGAAUAGAAAGAACCGCUUUGAUAAGUCAAAACUACAAAGUUAUCAUCACUGUAAAAAUGAUAUUAUUACGAGAUGAAAUAGUAUUUCUUUUACCAUCACUGCAGUGAUGAUUUAUCGAGUUAAUAAAUUGCUAUAUAUCACUGGCAAAAAUGUAAUAAAUUUAAUCUGAGUGAUCGUUGUGUCUGAGGGUCCCUGAUAAUGAGGACAACUGUUAGUAAACCACCACAGACCAUGUUUGCUUUGAAAUCUCUGGUGUUCCUUUUUGAGGACACAAGUUGCAGUGGCUGUUUGAUCCUGCUUCAGGUAUCUACAAUGUUUCCCUUUCUAUAGUCACUGUUACCCCAAGGCUGGCCACAAUAUUAAUAUUUGUGGUCUCAUUGCUGCUGUACUAAUUGAUGAGAAGUCAUAUUUGAUGCUCCAGUAAAUACUACAAAAAGGAGUUCAGGAAACCGUGAUGAGGUUCUGCAAGAAAGUGAAUGUGUAUAUUUAUCUAGCAUGGUAAGUAUAUGUAGGUAUCUAACCAGCAUGAUUACAACAUGUCAUUGUGUCUGUGAAGUUAUAUAUAUAUACACCUAGCAAUGUGAUUACACCUCAUCUUUUGUCUUGUCUGUAUAUAUGUACAUCUAGCCAGCAUGAUUACACCCGAUCAUUUGUUGCGCCCGUAUGUGUUAACAUACAAUGCACUAUUUUGUGUUUUGGGAGAAAACACUCACAAGUUCAACCAUGUGUGGUAAAAAACGGGAUAAACUAAUUGUGUUAUGUAUGUGUAGAUGGUCAGGUGUUGAAUAUACAAUUGCAAAAUUAAUGUACAAAACUUUGUUUUUGCUUACUGGCUGGAUGUUUCGUGGCUUUUGGAAGUUGUUAUUGUUUUGGAACUUUUGUGGAGGUUCUCUGUAAAUUAAACAUUGACAGAGGUAGGACUAUAUAACAUCAUUAAUACAUAAGUACUUCAAUCUAGAUACAAAAGAAAACAUAGAAACACACCAUAUGUAUUUAAAUGUUUGGUGAUUCAAAGCAAAUUUAGUCAUUUGAAUGUUUUCAGACCCUCACUUUUUUGUGGCCUGGGUAGUAGGCACUAUAUGUAAUGAACUGUUAUGACAAAGAGAUAUAAAUACCUAGUAUAAACUGUUUGAAAUGAAGGGGCUCCUCCUCCAAACAGGUUGAGAAAUUUAUAGGAGUUGUUUUACAAUAGAUAGACCAAGUGUUGUGUUAAAUUUGCAUUUAUAGGUGAUUUUGAAUAACACUAGAGUUUUGAUUAAAUCUACAUUUUUUGUUACUAAUUGAAAGACUACUUUCUCAAAAGAAAAGAAAUCCCAACAUUUUAUUUAAUAUAUGAUAGAAGAAAUCAUAUGGAAAUAAUUUAAGAGAAAUCCUUCAGUAUCAUCUACAAAGCACAACUGUGAAACAUGGAAUAUUUGGCAAUUAAUUUAUUUAUUAAUGAAUGCUCUGAUCUGGGGCACUCUAUCUUUUGGAAUUUCAACUUUUUUACACCAUUUGUUAAGAUACUAGAUGUAAGUGUUGUCUUCAUAAAUGACAGCUUCAUUUUGCAGAGUUUGUUUUAGUAGUUGAAAAUAAGUAAAAUAUUUUCAUUUUUUUUUAAAAUUGGAACAUCUAGAGUGUUCCUGAAGUGACUUUGGGUAUAGUGGAUUGUGGUAGAUCUGUGAAUCUGAAUGUUUAUUGAAUAGAAAAAAAACAGGUGAAACUCUUGAAUAUUCAUUGAAACCAGUUUUAAGGAAAAAGACAUUUGAAACAAUGAACAUUAAUGAUUGACGAAAAAAAUGUGAGACACCAUGUAUAUUCAUUGAGGAAAAUUCUGCGCCAAAAGAAUUGGUUCCAGGAAUUGUGGGAUAUCCUGAUCAUAUUUGAUACUUGUACUUGUUAUGUCGCUUCAGCUGUUAUCACUAGUGCUCAUUUCUAUUUAAUAGCUUGGUGUUUUUAUGGUAACAUUUCUAAUUCGUCAUUAGGGAUGUUUAAAAUGACAACUGUUACUAUCAGUAAGUGACAAAUAGAUAGGGUUCUAAUUAUGUAAUUAUCAAUAUGUUAUAUGUUAAAACCAGUGACUGGAGUCACAAAAUUACUUGUAACACACUUUUAAUUAUUUUUUUUUCAAGUAAAUGCAGGGCAUUGCUUCUGUAGAGGAACAUUCCUUCGGAUGAGUUAAGAGUCCUAAACAUAAUCCUAUUGGAUUAGUACUUCAUUAUGUAUUGAGGUUAAGUUCUUGUAGCUGGUUUUAUCAUUUAAAUCAUGUUUUGGUAUAUCUUUUUGGUGUAUAUGUAUUGCCUUUUCAACAAAACUUAUUAUGGAUAAUCAUUUGAAUAAAGAGGGUUAAUACAAUUUA
Messenger RNA from Ylistrum balloti, 5491 nucleotides. RefSeq names its product transmembrane protein 59-like. The transcript has 6 exons. Lineage: Eukaryota; Metazoa; Mollusca; Bivalvia; Pectinida; Pectinidae. Bases 2 to 973 code for a protein of 323 amino acids. The record is from RefSeq and is a predicted model, not a curated record.